Ipomoea triloba (trilobed morning glory) is the source of this 773-nucleotide messenger RNA. RefSeq names its product protein S-acyltransferase 24-like. Gene Ontology annotation, biological process: protein palmitoylation. The record is from RefSeq and is a predicted model, not a curated record. Gene Ontology annotation, cellular component: Golgi membrane. NCBI's taxonomy places the organism in Eukaryota, Viridiplantae, Streptophyta, Magnoliopsida, Solanales, Convolvulaceae. The coding region runs from base 145 to 393 and encodes 82 amino acids. Gene Ontology annotation, molecular function: palmitoyltransferase activity; protein binding. The transcript is spliced from 2 exons.
ACAUUUGCCUGGCAAUCGCGGUGGUGGAGGAGGCCAGGAGAGUUUGAGGAACGAUGUCUAUACGUCGGCGUAUGGAGACAUGGAGAAGCCGCAGAUCAGAGAUUGGUAGAGAGCGAGGGUUGCUCAGAUCAAUCUCCGAGCCCGAUGGCGUUAAUUGGCUACUAUGCUCUCCACUGGGCGGCUCUCAACAACCGCACUGCGCCGGCUCAAUACAUCAUUGAGCAUGGUGGAGAUGUUACUGCUGCAGAUCAUACAGGACAAACAGCAUUACACUGGACUGCAGUUCGAGGUGCAAUCCCAGUUGCAAAGAUUUUACUCCAAGCAGGUGCUCGUAAAAAUGCUAUUGAUAUGUAUGGUUAUCAGGUGUGUAUUUUGGACACUUUUAUUGUUUAAUUAUCCAGGUUCUCUUUACCAACUCAAUUAUUCCAAACCUUUCUUGGGGCUUCUCCAAUGCUUAAAAAAAUGGGGAGAAAGAAGGGGAGAAAGGGGGGGAAGAUUGGCUUUCUCCAGAGAGACUGUUCCCUCCAGAGAAAGCCUGACACAGGCGUGUGGUGCGGGGCCAACACACGACUUUGUUGUCCAUAUAUAAUUACUUCCAACAACAUGCAUUAAUUUCCAAAUCUUGUGAUGACUAAUCUUGUUUAUGCUUUUCAAGUUUGGUGAUGACUAUUGACUAACAAUGUUCAUGCUUUCCAAGUCUUGUGGCAACUAAUCUUGUUCCCUUGCAUAGCAUAAGUGAUUAAGAAAUUAAACUUAAUUAUAGCUAACAGAAA